This is a messenger RNA of Trichobilharzia szidati, 2367 nucleotides long. NCBI's taxonomy places the organism in Eukaryota, Metazoa, Platyhelminthes, Trematoda, Strigeidida, Schistosomatidae. The record is from the annotation of a GenBank genome assembly.
UGACAGCAGCGAUAUUUUGAAACAGUGUGCCACAGUGUGUAAAUUUUUGCACUACGUAAUAUUCGAAAUCAAAAUCACUUAACACUUUUCAGAAUGGAGACUACAGACUUUGGUAUCAUCGCGAUGGAAGUCUUUUUCCCAAGAUACUUUGUUUCCCAACAAGAUUUGGAAGUAGCAGAUGAAUGUAUUGGGAAGUACACUCAAGGAUUAGGUCAGAUAUCUCUCGGAUUUUGCUCGAUACAGGAAGAUAUAAAUUCGAUAUGUCUAACUGUGGUUAGUAACCUUAUCAAACGUAUUAAUAUUGACUUGAGAAAAGUUGGUUUUCUUGAGGUUGGAACAGAAACAGUAAUAGAUAAAUCUAAAUCUACAAAGACUUUGCUGAUGGAAUUAUUUGAAACAGCUGGAAAUUUUGAUGUUGAAGGAGUAGACGUUAAAAACGCAUGUUUCGGUGGUACCUCCGCCUUGUUCAGUGCGCUCAACUGGCUUGAAUCCAGUAGUUGCAAUGGUCGCCUAGCGUUGGUUGUUGCCGCUGAUAUAGCAGUUUAUGGUAAUAGAGCAGCACGUCCCACCGGCGGUGCUGGAGCUGUUGCACUUCUACUUGGGCCAAAUGCUCCGUUAGUGGUUGAUCCUGGUUUACGCGCUAUUUAUAUGAAACAUCGCUACGAUUUUUAUAAACCGAAUUUAAGUUCUGAAUAUCCUGUUGUGGACGGUCAGUUCAGUAUGCAGUGUUAUCGAGAGGCUUUAGAGGCGUGCUAUAAAUUGUAUAAACAGAAGGCGGCUUCUAAAGGCCUUAAUGGAACUGUAACUACACCUUGGUGCGAAAACCUGCCGAAAGGGAAUAAUUCCGUUGACUACAUGUGCCUUCAUUCUCCAUUUACUCGUCUCGUUCAAAAAGCAGUGGGCUGGUUGGCACUGGUUGACGUGCGUCUGCUCUGUAGCGAAGCUGGUAAGAUGACUUCAAACGGUUCUGACAAUCAUCAGAUAUCACGGAAAUCCAAUCAUCUCAAUUCAGUUGAUCCAGAUAUCUGCACAGCUUUGAAAGAUUAUUCUGCAACUGACGACAAACAGUGUGGUAUUCCGGAUCGCCAGUUGGAUGCAAUUUGUAUGAAAGCGACUGAUUCACUGUACAAGCGUAGAGUAGAUCCUGGAUUAAUGUUUGCUAAAAAUGUUGGCAAUAUGUACACCGCUUCAUUGUAUUCAUGUCUGGCUAGUCUUAUCCUCAAUGUACCAAAGGCUGAGUUAUUAGGCCGUCGUAUCCUAUUGUAUUCUUAUGGUUCCGGAAUGGCAUCAGCUAUGUUCAGCAUUCUUGUUCAUCCAGAUCGAGAUCUAUCAAGUGUCGUAGAUUGUUCUUUAUCAUCGUUGUCUGAAGGUACUGGAGAUUCAUCUCAGAUUAAGUAUGCUGUCCACCAACGUCUAUUCAAAGAACGUACACAAGUGACUGUUUUGGAUUUCGAGCAUAUGCUGGAAGAACGAAGGAUUUCACACAACUCAGGAAUUAAGAACUCCAGGUCGCUGGCAGUAGAAUCCAAGAUACGCGUUCCGGCCCAUUUGGGACUCGUCAUCUGAGUGUAACUACUCUCUAAUGAGUGGUAGUAUUCCCCUCCUGAGACUAUACAAGUAUCCACCAGCAAAGAAGUAACUUCGAGUUUUCUUUUCGUUCGAACCAGUAUUUCGACCUGACGGAUUGUUUCCUGAUUCAUAUUACUUGAAGAGAGUAGAUGACCGAUAUCGUCGAUUUUAUGAUAAAUUACCAGCAGUAUAGUCGUCUCGGGGUUUCUAUUCGGCUAAGUACCCGCCUACGUACCCAUGGUGACCGAAUAAGCAUAGCAUGUGAAGCAGUAAUUAAAAUUACUAAAUUCCUGUGAAAUUUUCCUCGCAUAGAUUUAAUUAGCGCACAUUUACUCAGAUACUUUAUCCGAGUAAACAAUCUUUUUCUGCAGUAAUAUUUUUUUUGUGUAGUUUACGGGAGGAAAGAAAAAGAAGAAGAAAUUUGUUUCGUUCCACAUUCAUGCACCUUUUGUUAUGCUUUUGGUUUUCCGUUUUGCUACAAGCCUUAAUUUGAAUAUUUUCAAUGGACUUUCACACUCAUCUUCUGAUAUUCCUUCAGUGAUUUUGUUUAUGUGAUCAGCUUGAUUCAAUUGUUUUGCUUUCAUAAGCUGUCUCUCUUGUCUUCUAGUCCGAAUGUUAUGAACACAAAGCUUUAUGCACAAACUGUUGUCUAUUUGUUAUUGACACAACUUAUUUUUGUUCUUUUCUGACUACGAGAAGUUUCUUUUCUCUCCUAUUUUUUUUGAAUAUUAUGAAUAAUACGGUUGUGCCUUGAUUACUGAAAAUAUACGGUGAAAUAGUAUGCAAGCAGAUUAUUGU